This is a messenger RNA of Notodromas monacha, 2538 nucleotides long. The record is from the annotation of a GenBank genome assembly. NCBI's taxonomy places the organism in Eukaryota, Metazoa, Arthropoda, Ostracoda, Podocopida, Cyprididae.
CGAACUGCUUCAAUUAGAAACAUUGUAGGCCUUCACUGUGCAUUGAUUUCCUGUUUCGAUGUCGGAUGGUAUUCCGCGGGGAAACAUGGACGUGUGCAUCAGUACUGCUCUAAAGAUAUUGUUGGGCGACUCCGUAUUAUUCCUCUUAUAUUUUGUAUUAUUUCAUUGCAAAGUGAGAUGAAGGAAUUCUCUUGAGGAAUGAAUUUCUCGUCGGAUAAAUCAUCGUAGGAAUAAACUUGUGGAAUUCACCUGCCGAGAACGGGAUGGCCGAUGACGAACAAACUAAAAAGGAGAAAGACGUGGAGAAAAGGGACUUUGAUGAUGAUGAAGCCUCAUCGUCGCCAGGUCCUGAAGGGGACAAGGACCAGAAAGAGAAGAUACCCUAUCCGUAUGUUGCCAUCGGAUCAAUUUUCGCGUUCUCGAUAACGGAAGUGCUGUCUAAUAGGGCCUUAGGCACUGUGUCACACACCUAUUUUGUAACUGAACUGCAGCUGGAGCCGGGGUUUGUAACGAGGUUCUCGCAAGCGAGAAGACCGUUCUUCAUAAUGCUGAGUUUCGUUUGGGCGUAUAUUUCAGAGUCUUGGACUGGACGAUACCCAAUUCUGGCCUAUAUUGGGAUGCACAUAUUCGCAAUUUUCGGAAUUGCCGAGGGUUCUUGCAAAACUGCUUUUUCGGCCGAGCAGUUCAAGUUGCCAGAACAGGAAGUCGAGAAAGACAACUACUUUUAUUGGAAUUACACUGUUAUGAACGUCGCUGUGUUCGCUAUGUCGAUUGUGGCACCGAUGAUGAGGAAUAUUCCUUGUUUCGGAAGAGAAGACUGUUAUUCUAUCGUACUGGGCUUUGCUGGUGUGACUGCUGCCAUUGUUGCUGUCAUUUUUAUCGCCGCGUCGCCGUGGUUCUACAAGGCCCCGCCUGUAGGGAAUGUUACGGGAAGAGCGCUUUCGUGCCUCUUUUUCGGUGUGAAGAAUUGUCUAACGCACCGGAGGAACCCGGAUUAUACCCAUUGGAUGGACUAUGCACAAGACAGCGGGCAUUCGAAGGAGAUGGUCGAUGUCAUAAAACAUUUGCUGAAUGUCAUGGUCCUCUUGCUACCCUUGUCAGUCUACGACUCGAUUUAUGGUUUGCACGCAGACGAGUUGCAGUGGUACAACCCGUUGCUGACGUUUGUCAUGGUUCCCACUGCGAUCAAAAUCAUUUUUCCAUGGAUGCGUAGAAAAAGAAUCCUUCCCAGAUACCUCCACAAGGUCAUGUUUGGGUUCGUGUUGAUGAUUAUAACAUACCUUUUCGUCGACGUCAUCGCUUACUUAGUAGAAACUCGGAAUCCAAUGCCGAGGUUGUCUUCGUCGCAGAGCGCUGUUCAGCUCCUGGGGGGGAUCGAAGGCCAGUCUGUGGAUGUGUACCUCACUGGGCCAGGUGUGCCGUCGCUGAAGAAGACCGUGCCUCCAGGUGGAAUGGCCACCUGGGACACCCUGGAACACGGCAAGACGUACGUUCUCUCCAGUCAGCCGUCUGGCGUCCCCGCGCUCGCCUCUGUGACGGCGGACGGAGGAUCUGCUUUCACUGGAAUUGUCUGGGGAUCUGCGGCUGCUGCGCCGUCCGUCAAGAUGUUUCCCGAACCGGAUGCGUAUGGCGUCAACUUGACGAACCGCCCAAUGAUCAGGGCAGUGGCACUGUCUCCUGACGCCGGGAAAAAGGUUGAGCUCUCUCGGAAAGACAAGGAAGUUAAGGUCUUGAAGCUUCCUGCUGGUGGAGUUGGGGCGAGCGAGUAUUUGCAAAAGAUUCCUGUUGGCACGUAUGAGAUUAAGGUGGAUGGAAAACCAGCCGGGAAAGAAUGGUUCGAUGCAGGAGGCGUCUACUUGAUUUUACUGUCUGGGGGUGAUGAGCCAGCCCGAGUGACGACUCAGGUGAAACCUGCGGAAGUUCAUUUGCUCUGGAUGCUUAUACCGUUGUUCAUAUUGACCGUUUCGGAGGUCCUGACUUUUCCAACCAUUACAAUAUUCUAUAUUAAUGAGGUACCGGCAAACAUGAUGGGUGUGUCUUUAUCUCUCAUUAGUCAAAGCAACCAUCCAAUGAAUUUUCUUUCUGCGGCCGUGACUGACACUUUUAUUCCGUAUCUGUGGCAAGAAUUCUUGUUUUACACCAUCCUGUUGACGUUGGACACGAUCCUGCUUGGUUUUCUGUCCAAGUGGUACUUGGCGAAAGAGACUGCUGCGGAGAACGCUGCGGCGUCUCGUGAUGAACCGAAAGACUCGGAAGAACGUGGAUCGUUGACUAGAGCUAGCAGACUGACGGGAUUUGAUACCUCGUUGCGAUCCAGGUCUUCUUACAGGAAGUCCAUCGCUGCGCACGAGGCUACCAAACAACUGACUAAUGCCGACCUAGGCCCUUCCUCGGCUGUCCCCAAGACCGCGUAAUGCUGUACAGUAUAGUGCUUCGAAUAAUUAAGUUGGCUAAUUUCGAAUAAGUCUUCUGCUGUCUUAUUCGUAUCGUAUUCUCUUACAUUGUUGAUCAAUGAACAGUAUCAUUUUGGUGGGAUGA